Molecule: messenger RNA, 954 nt
Organism: Trichomonas vaginalis G3
Lineage: Eukaryota; Parabasalia; Trichomonadida; Trichomonadidae
Product: protein of unknown function, DUF4106 family
Exons: 1
Source: RefSeq, a predicted model, not a curated record
AUGGCAGGCUAUGGUGGAGCUGCAGACGGAACAGCAUAUAACCCUCAAAGUCAAAUGAAUUUGAGUUUACUCAAAAAUCAAAUAUCAGAUGUCAAAAAGUCAAACAUAGACAUACAGAAGCAAAUAGGUGAAAACGAAAAGAAACUAGAAUAUGACAGACACACAAAGAAACUCAAUGAGUUAAACGUAGAGAAAAAGAAGAAAGAAGAACAACUGAAAGAACUAAGUACAGAGGAAUAUGCGAAAAAAGUGUCAGAAAAAGCAACAGAAGUAGCAAAAAUGGAACAAGAUGUCAUAAAUUUGAAAAACCAUACUACUCGAUAUAAAGUACUGAAAGAUGAAGAGAUAAAACAAAAAGCCCUGAAGACAUAUAUGGAUAGCGAUGAGUAUAAAAAAGAAGUUGAAGCAAAUGUAAAGGCAGAAAAACUUUUACAGUUGCAAAACCAAACCGUACAGUAUGAAAACUUAGCACAAGAAAGUAAAAAUAACGACGCAGCCAUGCAAAAGGCAAUGAAAAGCGCAGAAUAUAUAAAAGCUAACAAUGACUGGUUAGAUGCCCAAGCCAACGCUAAAGCAGCCCAACUUAUAGGGUCAAUAAGGACAAAAAUACAAGCGGAUGAAGACAGUUCAAAUGAAGCUUUAAUGAAUGCUGACUUUAAGAACGCCUUCGAAGCUCUUCAUAGUAAGGUGAAACUAGUGAACGACUUCUCAUCUGGAAAGAAACUGAAGUCUGAAGGUUUCGACAACGAGUUAAGAGAAGUAGCACAAAAUAUGACGAAAAUAACAGAUGCAGCAACGAGACAGGCAGUUCAAAGUGCCUAUGACGCCGUUAGAGCAACUGUUGUGGAAAGUCAAGAAAAAGAGUUACAACAGACCAAAACAGACCUAGUAAAUGCUUUCUUAAAAACGAAAAGUCAGGUAGGACAUUAUGCUGCAGAUGGAACAUAUGUGCCA